CAGGGUUGGGGCCGAUCAGGUAGAAGGUACCACAGAGAUGAGAGGGAGAGGCAAGUGGGACAGUCGGUAGAAUUAGAGUCAGUUACACUUCCGGCUCCCGAUAGAGUUUACCUCACACAGUGACAGGAAGAAGCGGGAAGCGUUAGGGGCAAUAUCAGCGGGAAGGAACAACAUGGAAUGUGGGCGGAGCCUCCCGAUAAUGAACAGCCGCGUCCGCAGGCGAUGCUGAGAGAAAAGAGGCGGGGCUUUACUAGACACGCCCUUAUUGGGAGAGCCAAGGAGCGGCGAGUAACAGGCGGUGUGGGCGUGUCAGUGUGCGAGUGAAUGACAGAUGAAGUGGGAGUGUCCGGGCGUGUCUAUUCGUGUCCUUGCGCUGCUGGAUGCGGGGGGAGUUGUGCUGCGUGGAACGCUCCAAAUCUGUGGGAGAAACCAUCCGGGCAAGUGGGGGAGAUCCAGAUGGGGGGAUCAGAGUGUGAGGCCGUGUUGCUUCGCUUCCCCGGGGAGGAUGCGGCGCUGCUGGCGGAUCUGAAUGAGAAGAAACUGCUGGAAAUCCUGCGGGACCGGUACCGGGAGCAUCGGAUCUAUACGUACGUGGGGGAUAUUCUGAUCGCUGUUAACCCUUUCCAAGACUUGCCAUUAUACAGCCCAGAGGUCUCGGAUAAAUUUGGCUCUCAGCCCCUGGGCUCGUUGCCGCCUCACAUAUUUGCCGUAGCCGACCGUGCGUACAACUCCCUGCAGGGGAACCCCGGGAAACUAUCCCAGAACCAGUGUGUUGUGAUCAGUGGAGACAGUGGAGCAGGUAAAACUGAGAGCACCAAACUUCUGCUCAAGCACCUCGUGAGGAGGAGCCGGGGGAACCUGCAACUGGGCCAACAGAUCCUACAGGUAAAUCCCUUAUUGGAGGCAUUUGGGAAUGCUCAGACUGUGAUGAACCCCAACAGCAGCCGAUUUGGAAAGUACAUCCAACUGCGCUUCCGAGAUGGUGCAGUGAGAGGAGCAAAGAUCAAUGAGUAUCUUCUGGAGAAGUCUCGCGUGUCUCAUCAGGACCCCGGGGAGAAGAACUUCCACAUCUUCUAUUCCAUGUUGUGUGGCAUUCCUGAGCAGGAGAAGCAGGUCUAUGGGCUCCUACAGCCCUCACUGUAUAGGUACAUUGGCAGCGAGUGGGAAGAUGUGGAGUCCAGGGAGUGUGUGGAGUCGUACCAGCGAGUGUGCAAUGCCAUGAGGAUGGUUGGUUUCCAGGAGCAGGAGGAACUGGAUCUAAAAGUCAUUCUCUCUGGAGUCCUGUCGCUGGGCAAUGUUAUGUUUGAGCCCCAGGAGAAUGGGGGUGUGAGAGUGUCCCCCACAGCAAUGGGGUGGCUGAAAGCUGCAGCGGGCCAGUUUGGGGUUCAGGAGGAGGAGCUACUGAGCUGUCUGACUUGCACAUUGUCAAUGACCAGAGGGGAAUCCAUCCGCAGGCUCCACAGCCAACAGCAGGCUGAAGAUUCCAGAGACUCCAUUGCCCGAGUGGUCUAUUCCCGCUUGUUUGGAUGGAUUGUUUGUAAAAUCAAUGAGCUGCUUGCUGGAGACAUGGACAUGGGGAAAGAGCUGCAAGAGAUUGGAAUUCUGGAUAUUUUUGGUUUUGAGAAUUUCUCAGUAAAUCGCUUUGAGCAGCUUUGUAUCAAUCUGGCCAAUGAGCAACUGCAGAACUUCUUCAAUCAUCACAUUUUCCUAAUGGAGGAGCAGCAUUAUAAGGAAGAAGGACUGGAAAGGGAGGCCGUGGCCUUCAGCAAUAACCAAGCAACCCUGGAGCUGUUUCUGGCACGGCCAUGGGGUAUUCUUUCUCUUUUGGAUGAACAGAGCUCUUUUCCACAGGCUUCAGAUGUUUCAUUUGUGGAGAAGCUGAACACAACGUACCGUGAGAAUCCUCUCUAUGAGCGCGGCAGAGGCUGUGAUCCGGCUUUUACCAUCCAUCACUAUGCUGGGAAGGUCAAGUACUGUGCUGAGGGCUUUCUAGAGAAGAAUCGGGACACUCUUCCGACCAACAUCAACCACCUCUUUAUAAACAGUGUGACCUCCCUAAUAAGCAUCUUGUUUACAGCCAACAUUUCCAGGACUGGAACUUUAACCCCACAGCAGAGGGCCAAGGUUAAGGUUUCCCAAGAGAAGGGUCCUUCACGUAAGAUAUCUGUCGGGGCUCAGUUUCGGCACUCUCUGGCCGUACUCAUGGAGAAGAUGUAUGCCGCUGAACCUCAUUUUAUUCGCUGUAUUAAACCCAACAGCCUAAAUGAGCCAAGUCUCCUGGAGACCCAAACAGUCCUGAACCAGCUUCGCUACAAUGGCCUAAUGGAGACUCUGAGGAUCCGCAGGGAUGGUUUCUCCUGGAGACCUUCUUUUCAAGACUUUGUGAGACGGUUUGGGAUCCUCCUCCUUACGCCUGAGAUAGAACUGAGCAGAGAGAGUUGUGUGAGGAUCGCAGAGAAGGUGCAGUUGACCGGCUGGCAUUGUGGGAAAUCCCGUCUCUUCUUUAAAUAUUGGCACCAGGACCAAUUGCAGCAGUGUCUGGUAAAGCUCAGAGAAGCGGCAAUUGUAAUCCAAAAGUACUACAAGGGACGACUGUGCCACAGAAAAUAUUGGGCAAUGCUGAAGGAGAUGAAAGAGCAGCAGAUGAGACUCCUCCAGCAACAGCGAGAGAGAGAGGAAGAAGCGGAGAGAGAGCGCCAGAGACUGAAGGAGGAGGAGAAGCUCAGGGCCUUUACUCCCCCAGUUCCUGCACCUCGGAAGAGACCCCUGGCACCAAGACCUUUGUCAGUAUCCCAGCCCCCCGUCCCUCGGCCGAGGAGUCGGCUGUUUGAGCUCUCCCCAUUUGAUAACCCUAAAGCAGCUGCUGUGGGAACCCCACUAUCAGCAGUAAAAGGUGGGGAGCGUGAGCUCAAGAGGCUUCAGAGACGCAAAACCCUGCAGUGGUUUAAAGAGACCCAGGCCAGCAAAGUUCUUGAUGAUGGAACCGGAACCACCUCCCUGUGGCUGCACGGCAUGAUCUCACGCAGAGAGGCAGAGAACUUACUGCUGGAUAAAGAACCCGGAGACUUUCUCAUUCGGAUCAGCCAGACCCGCGCAGGGUAUAUCCUCACUUACAGGGGGGAGUCUCGCUGCCGCCACUACAUGGUGUGUGUUCAGUCUAACGAGUGCUACGUGAUUGUGGGUGAGGAUCGGGCCCAUUCGUCUCUCAGUGGCCUCAUUCACUUCCACCAGAGGGUUGGAAUCCAGCCGUACGGAGAAGUCCUGAGACAUCCCUGCGCGCAGGUAAAUCACUGGACACCAGACUGUGAAGAGUUAAAGUUUUUGACAAGGACCCUGUCACUGGGGGAUGAGAAUGAUUUGUCCAAAGAGGAGACCAGUCCCCCAAGUUCUGUCCAUAAAGCGUCGGCUUGUGAGAAGGUGAAUAGACAAAGAUACAGCAAAAUGCAAAGUGAGGAAUCUUCUCGCUCCCUCCCCAGAUUUCAUAAAUCAAUUCGAUUGGCAAUGAGGGAGAUCCAACAGGUCUCCCCAUACCCCCCAAUUUCUGACUCCUGACAAACCGUCUGUGAAUGAGAGAGAAUUUCAUGGUGGGAACAUAAGAGAAUGGAGCUUGAGCCAAAUGAAGAGACUCUACCUCCGCCGACCCCUCACUGGGGCGACACAAACACAUAUAAAUAUAUAUAAAUAUAACUCAGCAACUUUGGCUCUUCUGGUGACAAUUUAUGCAAAAAAUAAAUCUAUAGGUUGUUUUUUUCUUAUA
Messenger RNA from Xenopus laevis (African clawed frog), 3757 nucleotides. Its product is annotated as provisional ortholog of myosin heavy chain 3 L homeolog. The transcript has 29 exons. Gene Ontology annotation, biological process: regulation of actin filament length. Bases 325 to 3552 code for a protein of 1075 amino acids. Lineage: Eukaryota; Metazoa; Chordata; Amphibia; Anura; Pipidae. The record is from RefSeq and is a predicted model, not a curated record. Gene Ontology annotation, cellular component: myosin complex; cytoskeleton. Gene Ontology annotation, molecular function: microfilament motor activity; protein serine/threonine kinase activity; cytoskeletal motor activity.